GAUCCUGUUGAUCCAGCCAACACUGUGAUUGUGAUUCGUUCAUUAGUUCCUGGGGGUGUGGCCGAGCAAGAUGGCAGACUUCUUCCCGGAGAUAGGCUCAUGUUUGUCAACGACAUCAACUUGGAAAAUAGCAGCCUGGAGGAAGCAGUACAAGCACUGAAAGGAGCCCCAGCAGGAACAGUUAAAAUAGGAGUUGCCAAACCACUCCCUCUUUCACCAGAGGAGGGCUAUGUCUCUGCUAAGGAAGAUUGCUUUUUCUACACUGCCCAGUCACAUGAGGAGGAGGGGCCAGCUGAUGCAGCCCUCUUCCGUGCUGAGCUGGCUCUGGUGGACUCCAGUGAGGCAGAUCUCGCGGAUGAGUCCACGUUUGAGUCGCAGUAUUCUCCGGAGAGUGACGUCUUCCAGGCUUCAAUGAUAGCUCUGCAUGGCAACGCCUGUGGCAGCGAGCUGAGCUACAGCUUCUCUCUUCCAUUAGCAGCUCCCAAGUCUGUUGGAGAGGAAUGUUCAAAUGCUGCAGCGGAUUUCCAUGUGUCUGACAAGAAUCUGUACAACAUGGAUCAGAAUCAGAGAGGGAGAGAGCAAACGUCUGUAGUGGACAGUAGCCUGGAACCUGCAACUGAUUUUACUAAGAAGGAUCUUCUUCCUCUGGAUGUUUCGGAUAUCAGCCAAAAGGAAGGUGAAAACACAGCAACGUGGACUGGAUCUCAGACAGCAGCAGAAAUUGCACUAAGUACAAGCCUUGCUGCUACCGGGCAGCUUCAUCCCACUGAAAAAGAUCAAGUGCUUUUAAUGGAAAAGAGAUGCCCAGUGUCUUUGGAGGGAAGUUCCACAACCCCAAAUCCAGUGAAAAACAUAUAUGAGAAGACUAUCACUAUCGCAAAAGGCAACUCGAGUCUAGGGAUGACAGUAAGUUCCAAUAAAGAUGGCUCAGGAAUGAUCGUCCGCAGUGUCAUCCAUGGAGGCUCGAUAAGUCGUGAUGGACGGAUUGGUGUGGGUGACUGCAUCCUGUCCAUUAAUGAAGAGUCAACCACUAACUUAACCAAUGCACAAGCCCGGGCUAUGCUAAGGAGGCAUUCACUCAUUGGACCAGAUAUAAAUAUUACAUAUGUGCCAGCAGAAAAUUUAGACGAGUACAGGGCCAGUUUGGGACAACAGACAGAGGGAGCUGUGCCACUUGAACUUUUUUCUUCACAUACUGUCAGGGAACUCCCAGAGCUUCCAGAACGUGAAGAGGGGGAGGGAGAAGAAAGUGAACUUCAAAAUGCAGCUUUCAGUAACUGGAACCAGCCCAGAAAGGUUGAACUCUGGAGAGAACCCAGCAAGUCACUGGGGAUCAGCAUUGUCGGAGGACGAGGGAUGGGGAGCCGCCUGAGUAACGGAGAAGUGAUGAGAGGGAUCUUUAUCAAGCACAUCCUGGAAGAUAGCCCAGCUGGCAAAAAUGGAACACUAAAAACGGGAGAUCGGAUUGUGGAGGUGGAUGGAAUUGACCUCAGAGAUGCCAGCCAUGAGCAAGCUGUGGAAGCCAUACGGAAGGCAGGCAAUCCUGUAGUCUUUAUGGUACAGAGCAUUAUAAACAGACCAAGGGCAUUUGGUCAGACUGAUUCAGAGCCAGAAAAGACUUCGCUUUGUAACUUGCCUCUGCCUCCUCCUUCAGCAUUUUCAGGAAUGAGCUGUGAUGUUGCACAGUCGUCUUCUAGCAGAGUCCCAGAGGAUGUGGAGAAGGAGGAUGAGUUCGGUUACAGCUGGAAAAAGAUCAUGCAGCGCUAUGGAAACCUGCCAGGGGAGCUACACGUGAUUGAGCUGGAGAAAGGAAGGACAGGUCUGGGACUCAGUCUUGCUGGUAACAAAGACCGAUCCAGGAUGAGUGUCUUUAUAGUGGGAAUUGAUCCAAAUGGAGCAGCUGGCAAAGAUGGCAGGUUACAGAUUGCAGAUGAGUUACUAGAGAUAAAUGGGCAAAUACUCUAUGGAAGGACUCAUCAGAAUGCUUCCUCAAUAAUCAAGUGUGCACCAUCUAAAGUAAAAAUAAUCUUUAUCAGAAAUAAAGAUGCAGUAAACCAGAUGGCUGUUUGCCCUGCAAAGUCAGCAGAGGCUUCACAGUGUGCUUCAGGGACACCUCAACAUCAAGAGAUUGAUAUCAAUGCUGCAAACUCCAGUGCUUGCUCUGACUUCAGUUCAUGUAAAAACAUUCAGUAUGUGGAACUCCCUAAGGAUCAAGGAGGCUUGGGAAUUGCCAUUAGUGAAGAAGACACAAUUAACGGAGUAGUUAUCAAGAGCUUAACAGAUCAUGGUGCAGCAGCAAAGGAUGGACGAAUCAAAGUUGGAGAUCAGAUCCUGGCAGUGAAUGAUGAAAUUGUUGUGGGAUAUCCAGUAGAAAAGUUUAUUAGUCUCCUGAAGACAUCCAAAACUAUGGUGAGGCUUACAAUCAACUCAACCGAGGCGGAUAGCCCAACUACAGCACCAGUCCCUUCCAGCACUGCCUCAGCAGAGAGGAGGAAUAUGCAGCCGCCAGCGGCUGCCCCCUCUUCCAGCUCACCAGAACCAGAAGCAGUCAAAAACACAAGCAGAUCUUCAACUCCAGCCACGUUAGCCUCUGACCCAGCUACUUGUCCCAUCAUUCCUGGAUGUGAAACAACCAUUGAUAUCUCCAAAGGGCGGACUGGUCUUGGUCUGAGCAUUGUUGGAGGAGCAGACACUUUGCUGGGAGCAAUCAUUAUCCAUGAAGUCUAUGAAGAAGGAGCAGCAUCUAAAGAUGGGAGACUGUGGGCUGGGGAUCAGAUAUUAGAGGUGAAUGGAAUUGAUCUCAGGAAUGCCACACAUGAUGAAGCGAUAAAUGUUCUCCGACAGACUCCCCAAAAAGUCCGUCUGACUGUGUAUAGAGAUGAGGCCCAGUACAAGGAGGAAGACAUGUAUGAUGUACUCAAUAUAGAGCUCCAAAAGAAGCCUGGCAAAGGCCUUGGCCUGAGUAUUGUUGGGAAAAGAAAUGACACGGGUGUGUUUGUGUCAGACAUCGUCAAAGGAGGAAUAGCAGAUAUGGAUGGGAGAUUGAUGCAAGGAGACCAGAUAUUGGCAGUGAAUGGAGAAGAUGUUCGAAAUGCUAACCAGGAGGCUGUUGCAGCUUUGCUAAAGUGUUCGUUAGGUACGGUAAGACUAGAGGUUGGAAGAAUAAAAGCUGGUCCAUUCCACUCCGAGAGGAGAACAUCCCAGAGCAGCCAGGUCAGUGAAGGAAGUGGCAGUCUCUCGUCGUUCAGUUUCCCAGUUUCUGCGUCCAGUGCACCUGAGGUCUUUGAAAGCGGUCCAAAGAAGAAUACCGCAGCCUCUGAAAUACAGGGACUAAGAACCGUUGAAAUAAAAAAGGGCCCUGCAGAUUCACUAGGAGUGAGCAUUGCUGGAGGUGUAGGAAGUCCUCUUGGAGAUGUCCCUAUAUUUAUUGCCAUGAUGCAUCCAAAUGGAGUUGCAGCUCAGACUCAGAAACUCAGAGUCGGGGACAGGAUCGUUAGCAUCUGUGGAACAUCUACUGAGGGCAUGACUCACUCCCAAGCUGUUAGUCUCUUAAAAAAUGCUUCAGGCACUAUUGAAUUGCAGGUUGUAGCUGGAGGAGAAGUAAGUGUCAUAACUGGUCAGCAGCAGGAUCCACCUACGUCCAAUCUUUCAUUUACUGGACUAACUUCAACCAGCAUUUUUCAGGAUGAUUUAGGACCUCCUCAGUACAAGACCAUUACUCUGGAUAGAGGACCAGAUGGCCUAGGCUUUAGUAUCGUGGGUGGUUAUGGCAGUCCCCAUGGAGACUUACCCAUUUAUGUGAAGACCGUGUUUGCAAAGGGUGCAGCAGCAGAAGAUGGACGCCUGAAGAGGGGGGAUCAAAUCAUUGCUGUGAAUGGGCAGAGUUUAGAAGGGGUGACCCAUGAGGAGGCGGUUGCCAUUCUUAAAAGGACAAAAGGAACAGUCACGUUGACUGUUCUGUCGUGAACUGGCUGUCCAAAGGGGUAGGGUCAAUAAGACUGUAUUAUUUACGUUCCACAUAGCAGAGAGAAUGGAAAUGUUUAUAUAGCCUUCCUGCUCUUCCAGCUUCACAGGACUGUGUUACAACACUGAAGAAAAAUAACAUUUAA
Messenger RNA from Tauraco erythrolophus (red-crested turaco), 4109 nucleotides. NCBI's taxonomy places the organism in Eukaryota, Metazoa, Chordata, Aves, Musophagiformes, Musophagidae. The record is from RefSeq and is a predicted model, not a curated record.